Messenger RNA from Hyla sarda, 1633 nucleotides. RefSeq names its product zinc finger CCHC-type containing 17 (gene ZCCHC17). Gene Ontology annotation, molecular function: zinc ion binding; RNA binding. Gene Ontology annotation, biological process: RNA stabilization. The coding region runs from base 262 to 1059 and encodes 265 amino acids. The transcript is spliced from 9 exons. The record is from RefSeq and is a predicted model, not a curated record. Lineage: Eukaryota; Metazoa; Chordata; Amphibia; Anura; Hylidae.
AGUGUGCAGCUGCUGUGAUACCCACAAGCCUAGAGAUGCAACGGCAACACAACUUUUGGGAUCCAAGUUCUGUGUGAUAGCUUUUUGUAUCUGCUACCAACUUGUGAUGUGGACUACUUCUAUAUUUUGUAGAUUUCAGUAGAAACUCUCACCUAUAAAUGUGUAUGAAAACAGCUUUACUGCCAUCCAACAUCAGGGAAAUGAAAGACUUACAAAACCUCUUAAGUAUUAACAACCCAAAGCACUAUUAUAUAGGAAUGGAUGACUUACCAGAAUUGCAUGAAAUCUUUCAAGGAGAGGUUUGUGCCCGAAAAGAAGCUAAAAAAGCUAUUUUCAAGCACACAAAGUCUGCACACACGGCUGCUGCUGGACAGGUUGCCCUGUGCCAAGGUUGCAAAUGUCACUGACUAUGGGGCCUUUAUUAAAAUACCAGGCAGCCGAAAGCAAGGUCUUGUUCACAGGACACACAUGGCAUCUACCCGUGUUGAAGUUCCUUCUGAAGUAGUGGAUGUUGGAGAGAAAGUGUGGGUAAAAGUCAUUGGCCGUGAGAUAAAAGAUGGGAAGGAAAAAAUCUCCUUAUCCAUGAAAGUUGUGAACCAAGGAACUGGAAAAGAUUUAGACGCCAAUAAUGUGAUGCUUGAGCAAGAUGAGAGAAAAAGACGGGAGUUCAGGGACUACAGCAAGCAGAAGAUCACACUGGAGGCAGUGCUGAACACUGUGUGUAAGAAGUGCGGCUGUAAAGGACACUUUGCCCAAGACUGCUUCUUGCAGCCUGGAGGAACGAAAUAUAGUUUAGUACCAGAAGAUGAUGAAAAUGAUGAUGAUGAGGGUGAAAACAAGAAAAUUGACAAGCAUGCUAAGAAAAAAAAGAAGGAAAAGAAGAGAAAAAUGCAUAAGAAAGACAGAGAAGAUUCUUCAGGAUCAGAGAGCUCAGCAUGCAGUAGUUCUAGAAGUUCAGACUCUGAGCCCUCCAGAAAGAAGAGACGCCAUACGGAGAAGAGCAAAAAGACCUCAAAGAAAAAGAAAAAAAAGCAUAAGAAGCACAAACAAAAGGACUGAGUAGAAGGGUCACUGUUUACACUGGUGUAGUCCUGUUGUGCUGGGACUGUUUUAUAUCCUCUCGGAGUCAUCAGGAAGCAAUUUCCAAUGCAGCUGCUUUGUGUAGUUUUAUGUGAAAUUUAAGCCGUCCUGUUCCCAUAAUCUGGUCCCCUGGGUAUAUAAAGGAUGCAUCAAAUAAAUAAAUAACCUCUGUGUCAUUUGUCAUUCACAGAAAACUGCCACCAUAUACAUUAACCAUUAUUAACCCCUUAAAUGGAAACCGUCAUCUUGAUUAUGCCACCCUCAGUAAGUGCAGUCUAUAAUAAUGACAGACACACUACAGUCACUUAUGGUGAAAUGUAAAGCAGUUCAGAAGAUGGCUUGCACCAAAUCCCCCACAUAAGUGUCAUGAUUAUUCUUUGUCUGCCUCUGGGUCAACCCACCCUAAGGUGAGUGAUAGACUUCUACCUAGGAGUAAGUUCACACAUUUGAAAAUUUAUAGCUGUAUUUGUCUUCCAUGCACAUUUUCCAUUUGGUCUUGUUGCCAGUUUUGGACAAAAAUGCGGCUGUAAAAUAAAAUACACCGAUGUGUGAA